GUACUGAUUGGUUUCUUUUCUUAACUCAACAGGCAUGCCCAAAGAAAAAUACGAGCCCCCUGACCCUCGGAAGAUGUACACAAUUAUGUCCACUGAGGAAGCAGCAAAUGGAAAGAAAUCACAUUGGGCAGAACUUGAAAUAAGUGGAAGAGUAAGAAGUUUAAGCUCAUCUUUGUGGUCACUAACUCACCUGACAGCUUUGCAUCUGAGUGACAAUUUCCUGUCCCGUAUUCCUUCAGACAUUGCCAAGCUUCACAAUCUGGUGUAUCUGGACCUGUCCUCAAACAAAAUCCGGAGUUUACCAGCAGAACUCGGAAACAUGGUAUCACUCAGGGAACUCCAUUUAAAUAACAACCUGUUACGAGUUCUACCUUUUGAGAUGGGGAAACUGUUUCAGUUGCAGACUUUAGGCCUAAAAGGAAAUCCACUUACCCUGGAUAUAUUGAACCUCUAUCAGGAACCAGAUGGAACAAAAAGGCUACUUAACUACUUGCUUGAUAAUUUGGCAGGUACUGCAAAAAGAAUUUCAACAGAACAACCACCUCCAAGAUCUUGGAUUAUGUUACAAGAACCAGACAGAACAAGACCAACUGCCUUGUUUUCUGUCAUGUGCUAUAAUGUUCUUUGUGAUAAAUAUGCGACCCGGCAGUUGUAUGGCUACUGUCCAUCAUGGGCACUAAAUUGGGAUUACAGGAAAAAGGCCAUUAUUCAAGAAAUCCUGAGCUGCAAUGCUGAUAUCAUAAGUCUUCAGGAGGUUGAAACAGAACAGUAUUACAGUUUCUUUCUGGUAGAACUGAAAGAACGUGGCUAUAAUGGAUUCUUUAGUCCUAAAUCUAGAGCUAGGACAAUGUCAGAACAAGAAAGAAAGCAUGUUGAUGGCUGUGCAAUAUUCUUCAAGACAGAAAAAUUUACUUUGGUUCAGAAACACACUGUUGAAUUUAAUCAGCUAGCAAUGGCAAAUUCAGAAGGGUCUGAAGCUAUGCUGAACAGAGUUAUGACAAAAGAUAACAUUGGAGUUGCAGUACUACUAGAACUUCGAAAGGAAUUGAUUGAAAAGUCAUCUAAUACAGCGGGAAAGCCACAUCUUGGAACAGAAAAACAACUUAUUCUCGUGGCUAAUGCUCAUAUGCAUUGGGACCCUGAGUACUCUGAUGUGAAGUUAGUUCAAACGAUGAUGUUUCUCUCAGAAGUGAAGAACAUUAUUGAUGAAGCCUCACGAAGCCUCCACUCGAGUGCAUUGGGAGAAUUGGGAAAUAUUCCACUGGUGUUGUGUGCAGAUCUUAAUUCUUUGCCAGACUCUGGUGUUGUAGAAUAUUUGAGCACUGGUGGAGUAGAAACAAAUCAUAAAGACUUUAAGGAACUGAGAUAUAACGAAAGUCUUACGAACUUUAGCUGUAAUGGGAAAAAUGGGACAACCAAUGGAAGGAUCACUCAUGGUUUCAAGUUAAAGAGUGCCUAUGAGAGUGGCCUGAUGCCUUACACCAAUUACACGUUUGAUUUCAAGGGUAUAAUUGACUACAUCUUCUAUUCUAAGCCUCAGCUGAACACAUUAGGCAUUCUGGGACCUCUGGACCACCAUUGGCUAGUUGAGAAUAAUAUCAGCGGCUGCCCACACCCACUCAUCCCCUCCGACCACUUCUCACUUUUUGCACAACUGGAGCUCUUACUGCCUUUCCUGCCCCAAGUUAACGGCAUUCACCUUCCUGGCAGGAGGUAGUCAAGUACCUUCAGAAGACGACCUCAAUGUCACUUGUAAACUUAUAAGAAAAUCUGAAUAUCGGGGAGUGAGAUAUGGCCAUUAGGGAUUUUUUUUUCUUAAUGAUGAUUUGAGUUUUCAAUCUGAUUAUUUGAUAAGGAUAUAGUGUGAAAGCCAGGUGCUAGCAACAGACAAAUUCUGAGCCCAAUAUGCUUUAUACACUGUUGGACAGGGAUUGGUGUGUUUGCACCUAUCUUUUAAUUUGUUACCAGUAAUUUUCCUGUUUCUUCUGUCCAAUAUAAUAUUUUCAUGCCUUGAAAUAGGAAAAUGUUUGAACAGCAUAUUCUCUUUGCACAGAAAUCAGUAGUACUACUUUUUUGAGGCCAGUAAUAACAUCCAGAGAACAUUCUUCCAUACUUGACUCCCUUCUUUUUCAGACAUAUUUGUAAAAUACAGAAUUUGAAUUUAGCCUUUAUGAUUGUAUAUGAUCCACAGAAGACCUGAUUUAUGAAAUUUUUUACUAAAAAAAUCAGAUUUGGAAAUGAUUGUAUUGUAAAUUAAGGCUGAAUUUUUGUUUUUGUGUGUGUUUUUUACACCGGUUUCAUGUGUUAUAAAGGCCAGCUUGUAAAAGAAGCUGCAACAGACUUUCUCUGCAGAGGAGUUGCGCUGUUAGGAUUUUCUUGGCUGUUUUGUGCUACUUUGUAAUUAAAUGGAGAACCUUACUCUUUAAACCUAUUUAAUGCUUAGGACAUUUUUUUCAUGAAUUCUGGGUUUUUACAAAAACUAUCUACCAGGACAGAUACGCUAAGCAGUGGUGAUCUGUAGGCAUUUAUGGACUGAAUGUAAUGAUAUAUGUACAUUCUGAUAUUUUUAAAUCUUUAACUUUUUUUAAGUUAAAAAAUUACAGCUGCUUGGGUACAGCUUUUUAACUCCCUUUUGAGACGCCUCCCGUCUAUCUCCACUGUGCCUGCCUCAGUUGUUCUCACCAAACACUGCCCGUGCAUGCAGAGAAAAUCUGUGCAUCUUCUUUUAUAGUUUUAAAUACUGUUGAACAUUUGUGAGGGUUUUAUGGACAUGCUUUUGUAUGAGCUGUGACUUUUUCCCAUUGUAAAGCAUUGAAUAUCACAUUUUGGACAAAGGGUGAAUCCCUGGGUCUUCGCUCACCAGACCCAAGCACUGCUUCUUGGUGUCAUUGCACAGUGCUGUCACCCAGGAUACUACUAUCAUGUGAAGUCUUUUUGUUUUCCAUGUAUUCCUUAGUCUCCAUGUUUUUCUUUUAAAAAAUCAUUCCUUUUUUUUUUUUUAAGUAAUUUUCCAUUUAUGAAACAGUAUAAAUGAGAUGUAUUUUCAAAACUGGUCCUUAAGACAAUUCUUCAGAUCAUUUUUGAAGUGACUAAGCUAUUUUAAUAUGUCAACCAAGGUAAAAGUUAUAUUGUACCGAGUAUUUGCCCAUAGUGCCGUUAGUAGAUAAGAGAUUAAAGCCAGCUUUAACUUUGCAAAGUUAACUCAUAUGUAUUCUGGUCUCAUUCAUUUAUUAUCAUCUCAAAACUAAAAUUAAUUCAGAGGGAACUUGGUCCAACUGCUUUUGUUUCAACUGCAGGCAAGGGAGGAAAAGAACACCAUGUGAGCAGUAGGGUGAAAAAUUGUUCGAUGAUAACAAUUUUUACACAGAGAAUGAGUCAUUUUGGAUGAUGGCUUAAAAUUUUAUGAAAAAAUGUUCAACACAUAAAUGUGCUUAUUCUGUUUUUAAGAGAAAAUAAAAUUUACACACUGCUUAAAUAAAUUUUUUUUUCUUUUAAAAAAAUUCUCCAAAAGCUGUUGGUUGAUCUUGAAUUUUUGUCUGGGACCUAGUUUCUUCUUUGAGGUUUUUUAAAGAUUUUGUUGUGAUGGAUUUUUUUAUUUUUAUUUUUUGUUUAAGUUGUGCUGACACCAAACAUUCAGUUUAUAAUCAAUACAUUGAAAAGUUGGUAUUAUUGAUGUAGAACCAAUGCAUAACUUUUUAUGGGGGUUUUGUUUUAUUUUUUUGUAAAGUGUGAAUAAAGGUGUGUUUACUCA
Molecule: messenger RNA, 3751 nt
Organism: Myotis brandtii (Brandt's bat)
Lineage: Eukaryota; Metazoa; Chordata; Mammalia; Chiroptera; Vespertilionidae
Gene: CNOT6
Product: CCR4-NOT transcription complex, subunit 6
Exons: 11
Coding region: 35-1717 (560 amino acids)
Biological process (GO): nuclear-transcribed mRNA poly(A) tail shortening
Cellular component (GO): cytoplasm; nucleus; CCR4-NOT complex
Molecular function (GO): protein binding; poly(A)-specific ribonuclease activity
Source: RefSeq, a predicted model, not a curated record